Molecule: messenger RNA, 570 nt
Organism: Mytilus trossulus (common blue mussel)
Lineage: Eukaryota; Metazoa; Mollusca; Bivalvia; Mytilida; Mytilidae
Product: tyrosyl-DNA phosphodiesterase 2-like
Exons: 3
Coding region: 1-570 (189 amino acids)
Biological process (GO): double-strand break repair
Cellular component (GO): cytoplasm; PML body
Molecular function (GO): 5'-tyrosyl-DNA phosphodiesterase activity; single-stranded DNA binding
Source: RefSeq, a predicted model, not a curated record
AUGGUGAAACACAAGGUUGCACAGGUUACGGACUCGAAAAUCAUUCCUUUUACUAGCAGUACACAGGGAAGAACGUUACAAAAAGUUGAGUGUACAAUAAAAGCUUUACCUUGCGUGUUGAUGACAUCACAUUUGGAAAGUAUGAAAACCCAUAGCGAUGAAAGGAAACAUCAGAUGAAAAGAGCUCUACACCAUGUGGUAAAUGCUAGUCGAGACAGGACUGUUCUUUUUGGCGGAGACUUUAACAUUAAAGACAGAGAAAUACGUGAAAUGAAGGGACUUCCUAAAGGUGUCCUGGACCUUUGGAUAGAAACUGGAAGGAACAAAGACACACAGUUUACGUGGGACACAUCUAUCAACACAAAUCUGAAAUUUGCUGAAAAUCAAGACUUCAAACCUAAAAUUAGAUUCGAUCGCAUUUAUAUGAGACAUCCAAAAACAGAACCCGUUAUAUCUCCAGUGUCGUUUCAGUUGAUUGGUCAAGAAAAAAUUCCCACUUGUGAUUGUUUCCCUAGUGAUCACUGGGGUAUUCUUGUACAUUUUGACAUAAACAAAAGUAAUACAAAAUAG